Messenger RNA from Mugil cephalus (flathead mullet), 4427 nucleotides. It is a transcript of the gene pias2, whose product is annotated as protein inhibitor of activated STAT, 2. Gene Ontology annotation, molecular function: SUMO ligase activity; zinc ion binding; transcription coregulator activity. Gene Ontology annotation, biological process: protein sumoylation; regulation of transcription by RNA polymerase II. The coding region runs from base 19 to 1668 and encodes 549 amino acids. NCBI's taxonomy places the organism in Eukaryota, Metazoa, Chordata, Actinopteri, Mugiliformes, Mugilidae. The transcript is spliced from 14 exons. The record is from RefSeq and is a predicted model, not a curated record.
GUAGUCACGCUGGGCGGCAUGACCGUAACAACAAGAUGGCGUACCAUGGGGAGUUUCGGGAGCCAGUCCUGUAACAUUGACUUCAGCGCGUUGACUGGUGAAUCAGCCGUGUGGCACCACGCCGGAACCAGCAUGAACCUCCAACAGCCAGCCCCUCUGAUCCCCCCCGUCCACCCAGAUGUGCAGAUGAAGCCACUGCCCUUCUAUGAUGUGCUCGACAUUCUAAUCAAGCCUUCAAGUCUAGGGGCGAGUACUGCACAAAGAUACCACCAAGAAAAAUAUUUUAUCUUUGCCUUGACACCACAGCAAGUUCGAGAAGUAUGCAUAUCGCGGGACUUUCUACCAGGUGGCAGAAGAGACUAUAUGGUGCAAAUUCAGCUGAGGUUCUGCUUAUCAGAAACAAGUUGCCCUCAAGAGGAUAAUUACCCGAACAGUCUUUGUAUAAAAGUCAACGGGAAACUUUUUCCUUUGCCAGGUUAUGCACCACCACCAAAAAACGGUGUGGAACAGAAGAGACCAGGAAGACCACUCAACAUUACCUCCCUCGUCAGACUCUCAUCUGCAGUACCCAAUCAGAUUUCAGUGACGUGGGCACCGGAAAUUGGAAAAACGUAUUCCAUGUCUGUGUACCUGGUGAGGCAGCUGACGUCACCGUUGCUCCUGCAGAGGCUCAGGAUGAAGGGCAUCAGAAACCCAGACCACUCCAGAGCACUAAUUAAAGAGAAGCUCACAGCAGAUCCAGACAGUGAGAUUGCUACGACCAGCCUUCGCGUGUCACUGAUGUGCCCGCUCGGUAAGAUGAGGCUGACGGUUCCGUGCAGGGCGGUGACGUGCUCCCAUCUGCAGUGCUUUGACGCCGCCCUCUACCUGCAAAUGAACGAGAAGAAACCAACAUGGAUUUGUCCUGUGUGUGACAAGAAGGCUGCGUAUGAGAGCCUUAUCAUCGACGGUUUAUUCUUGGAGAUCCUGAAUGACUGUUCGGAUGUGGAUGAGAUCAAGUUCCAGGAGGAUGGAACCUGGUGCCCCAUGAGACCAAAGAAAGAGGCUGUCAAGGUCUCGUCUCAAUCGGUUCCAAAAAUUGAGAGCUCACCUCCGUUGCGCCAGCAGUCUGUGGUCCCCCAUCCUAUUGAGCCUGGCUCCACUAAAAAGGCUGAUGUGAUUGAUUUGACUCUGGAGAGCUCCUCCUCUGAUGAAGAUGAAGAGGACACAGACCCUCCACUGAAGAAACGUUGUGUUUACAUUUCCAAGAAUGAGGAGAUGCAUGCAAAAGGGGUGUUGAGCUACCAGCCCACAGUGCGUGUGCCAAACGUCCAGGCCCUGGACGCGUCAUAUCUGACCUCUACACUGGCUGACUAUGCAGUGCCCUUCCAUCCUUCCACACUGGCCACCAUCCCAACAGACAUGCAGAGUUUGGACUUGUUUACCUUAAUUCAAGCAGAUCCUCAGCAUUACAGGCCUCAGAUGUUCCUGGACAACCUGACGAGCAGCAUGCAGAGCGCGGCGUCGGCCAGCACCAGCUCCACCCUGGUCUCCUCCAGCAGCCACUAUGACACCAGCAGCCACGGCGCCAGCUCCGUCCACGAGACCCGGGUCAUCACGGGGGGAGGCGGCGGAGGCUCCAGAGGAGGGGCCGACAGCAGCAUAUCAGAUAUCAUUUCACUAGACUGAGCCACGGCUCUCUGGACCGCCUCAGGCCUGUUUUUGUGGCCGUUUUUAGCCUGUUGAUAUGUGUACUUUGAAUUUUUCAUUUUUACAGAAAAGCGCCCAAAUUGGUAUACAUGAGCACUUUGAUGACCUGAACAUUUUCACUAUCCAGGCCAGGCAUGUAUUUUUUUGGAUUUGUAAGAUGCAGCUUAGUUUGUCUUUCUGCUCACCUACUUUGGUAGGAUGAUAAAUGGCUUACUGACCCAGGACAAGACAACCUGAAGAUGUACAACUGUUUCUCAAAGGAGUCAGUGGCGUUCCAUUUUUCUUGGGCUUUCCUCAGUUCAACAUCUGUGAAAUAGUCGUGGUUGGUGUUACACCUGUAAUGUCAAAACAUCAUGAAUACAAAAGGGAAGGUUUUGGCUUUGCUUUACUCCAGCUCUGUGGUAGCGCAACAAUAACACUCCAUUUGGCAUUUAUUAGUGGCUGAUACAGCUGAUAUAGGAAAAAAGAAAUACCUCUAAUGCAAUUGGAUGGUCCUACAACAAAUCACAGAUCUUAACAGAGUUUAGAUUAUGUGUGUGACUACAUUUGUGUUCGUCACCACAUAAAUCCCACCCAAAUGAUUUGAUUGGCCUGGUAGGUCUUUCCAGGAGUGUAAUCAUUUCCCAACAGAGGGACUACUGACCAACUUUCCACCGCACAACACUUGAGUGGAGGUUGGUCUGUGGUGGGCUGGGAGAAAUCAUAUGAAUGGAAUCAGAGAAAUUGCCAACCCCUUCACAUCACUGAAAAUUGUUGGUUUCAUAAGAAAAUUAUUGCUCUCUGAAUUUCUUGUGUUUUUGUAACUGAUCCUAAACGUGAACAUCUAUUUUUACCUCCAUGAGACAAAACGCCUUUUAAACUGUGGAAAUAUUUAGCGCAUCAGGCUCUUCUUUUAUACCAAUUUGUUUGCUUGCACAUACAUGUAAAUCUCUCUUUGUCGACCUGAACUGCGUGCCUCAUUAGAGUGAAACAUGGUCAGAAUGAACAGACAACUCCAACAAUUUACACUUGAUCCUUGCAGACAAAGGAGUGGUUGGACGCAGGAGGCACCGCUGUGGAAAAAGACUGAUGAACUGAGGUUUUCACAGUGGAGGUGUCCAACGCUCUCACACAACCUGGACAAAGUGGUUUCUGGCAGUUUUUUGUUUAUUUUAUUUUAUUAUUAUUUUUUUCCCUGUGUCUCUUUUGUAUCUGCCUGUUUGACCUGUCAUUUUCACUACCGGUAACAUAGAGGCUCAGUAACCAGUGUUUCCCUCAGUUCUGCAGCGACACCGUUGAGUCACUGCUCUGAUGGCUUUGUUCCAUGGCAGCUUUCUAUCUCAUUCCAUUGUAAAAUGUUCAUUUGUUCCACUGUCAUGUAGUCCGAGCAAUAAUAAUUGAACUGAUGUUGGGUUAAAUGCUAUUGUAAUUGUAGAUUUCAGCUAGUCCGUACCAUUCUGCCACUCUGCUGUUCCGGAUAGGGAUUUACUUUUCUACGUUUCUGAACAGCUUAUCGUCUGCCAAGAGAUGUCUCUUCAUCCUCCUCCCCAUGUCCCCCACCCCUUAUCCCUUAAGCUCAGUAUGCCCACCCCUCAGCCCCUACUCAAAGUGGCAAAUACCCUACCGCUAAGUGAGGUUCAUCAUUUUAUAUCCUCACAAACAGGACGUUUGUGGUUCGAUAGGACAUCACAUGCUGUCCCAGGCAAACUGUCUCCCCCAUUCCCACUAGUGUUUAUUUGAAGCUUGGGUUAACCACAUCCUGACUUCAGCUCUGUGCUCACACUCUGGCCCAAGACGGAUAUUCACCUUUUUAUCGCUCUUACAAAAUUCAGCCAGAAUGGAAGAGAACCGUUUCUUCUCUGACAAGUACGAGGUCCUUCAAUAUAUUUUGAUAUGCUGUAAAUGAAAGCGUUUAUUUGUAUCAGAGGUGUAAAGUUUCAUGCUGCAACAAGUCUCAUGUUCUUCUCUUCAUUUCUUUUCCGCUUGGUUUUAUUUUUCUGAGCUGUGACUUUCUGACAUCAACGUCAAGAGGGAUUAACAGAGCAGCUACUGUAUCGAAAUUCUUGUGGAAGCUCAACCUCAGGGACCUGCGCUCAGGUUUUCUGGGCUUGACAGUCUGAGGGAAUUAAAAUAAAGACAGAAGCAAACAGACUAACACGUAACAGUUUUCGCUCUGUGUAUCUUUUUUUUUUUUUUUACUCAAACACUAUGCUGAUGAAGUUGGCUUUUAUGUGUUAGUAGUGCAAGCUGUGAUAAGAGGUCUGAGAGUUCACUCAACACCUAAUUUCAUUUGAAUAUUUCAUAUUAACAGAAUGGUAGAAAAACUUAAGUAAUCUUUGUGAACCAGCCCUUGUUAAGUAUAAUUAGCAUAAUUUGUUUCAAAAUGGUGCAACACCACCAAAACAUUUUUACUGCUACUCACACACAACAGAAACACAUCAGUGAAGAGUGUUUGCUUUAAGCCCUCAUUUUGUGAAACCAAUGAUUAGAUUUCUAACACUGUCUCGAUUCAUCUGCAGGCAGAUGGUGGUCAUGUGGAUCUAUAGGAUUCUGUUUUUCCUCUUUCUUUCCACUUUCUUUGUACUUUUAGGACUUUAUGGAUCCUAUGUGGGUUUUGUUUCACCUUUUAAACUAUGUUUAAAGUUCUCCCUUUGGCUUGUCUCAGAUUCUGGGUUUCCGGUAUCUGUAAACUUUUAUCGUGGUACCAUGUGUGGGUGUUUUUUUAUUAUUAAAAGGUUUCUUUUUCUAUUCCGCUCAGA